Ceutorhynchus assimilis (cabbage seed weevil) is the source of this 1226-nucleotide messenger RNA. The record is from the annotation of a GenBank genome assembly. Lineage: Eukaryota; Metazoa; Arthropoda; Insecta; Coleoptera; Curculionidae.
UGUGGCUCAGCGGCAAUUGCAUUUGUCCGUUGAUAGCAAAACGACAAUAAUUAUUAAUUCCCCUACCGUUUUCAGGAUAUACUAAAAUAAAUUCAAUGUGUUCUAUAAUAGCUUUUAUAGUGUUUGGUUUAUUUUUAGGUACUAAUGCAUAUCCCCUCGAGCGCAUUGUUGGCGGUGGAAACGUAAGCAUCGAAGACUUCCCAUACCAACUGAGUGUAAGGUUACACGACUCUCACAUCUGCGGUGGGGCUCUAAUUGCUGCCGGAUACGGCUUAUCUGCCGCACACUGUUUUAAAACAACAGCACUAUACAGUGUGAGAGCUGGUAGUGAUUUUAAAGACAGUGGGGGAACUAUAACGAACAUUACAAAAAUUUAUGUUCAUCCUGAAAGAAGUUUCUAUGAUUACGAUAUUGCCAUUUUGGUGUUUCAGAAUCCUCUAACUUUUAGCUCGACCAUUCAACCAGUAAAACUACCUACAAACAAUGUUAUUCUGGCGCCUGGAAUAAGAGGUACAAUAUCUGGAUUUGGAGAUACUUAUAAUUUGCAAAAUAAAGGCUCAAAAGUUUUGAGAGCCGCCCAAGUUUCUGUUAUUGAUUCUGAAUGGUGCGAAAACCAAUACCAAGCGUUCCAAAUAUCUGUUACUGAAAUGGUGUUUUGUGCUGGAGCCGAAAUGGGAAAAAUUACAGAUUCUUGUCAUGGAGACUCAGGAGGUCCUUUUGUAAUCGACAACGUACUCUAUGGUUUAGUUUCAUACGGAUUAGAUUGUGGCGAACCCCAAUAUCCUGGUGUCUACACAAACGUAGCAGCAUUGAGAGAAUUUAUUUGGCUCAAUACAGGAAUUUAAAAAAAUUGUGCUUGUUCUUUGAUUUUUGUGUUUGCAAGCUAGAAAUGGCUAUCAACUAAUAGAUCAGCAGGCAAGUCCUUUCUGCUGGAAAGUAUUUCGGAGUUAAUGAUAUUUUGGUAAAUAUGUCAUUUGUGGGUAGACUGUGGAGUAAAAUCUGAGUUUUCGACCUCGAGGACUAUAUGCUAGCUUGGGGAGAGUCGAAAAACCUCGAAAUUUUCGGACUUUUUCAGUUUUUUGCUUAUAUUUUCUAAGCCAUGCGUUUUUGUCAGAAUACACCUUAGUUAUAAAGUAGGGCUUUGCGAGACCACAAGACUAGUCUUGGUCUUGGUUGCAAGACCAAGACCAAGACCAGAACCUAAUAAAUCUUCUCAAGACCAAGAC